Messenger RNA from Morus notabilis, 1237 nucleotides. RefSeq lists its product as uncharacterized. The transcript is spliced from 5 exons. Gene Ontology annotation, molecular function: acyltransferase activity, transferring groups other than amino-acyl groups. Lineage: Eukaryota; Viridiplantae; Streptophyta; Magnoliopsida; Rosales; Moraceae. Gene Ontology annotation, cellular component: chloroplast. Bases 177 to 1031 code for a protein of 284 amino acids. The record is from RefSeq and is a predicted model, not a curated record.
UAAAAGGAAAAGGGAAAAACAAAAAGAAAAAAGAAAAAAGAAAAAAGAACAUAGGAGGGAGAAGGAUCGGAUAAUCAGAAUACGACCAAGCUGGCAUAGCCGCUCAGACUUCUAAGAAGAUAAAAUGGAUAAAUAAUUAAUCACAACCAAAAACGAAAAAAAAAAAAACAACAAAAAUGGCGCUUGUUUCUUCUUCAUCUCCAUGUUCCUCUCAUCCCUUUCCAUCCUCAGACCGAUGGAAUUGCAGGCUUUCCUCCUCCUCCUCCUCUCCUCUCCACACUUCCAUGGCCGCCUCUCGCCGCCUCCGGUGCCGGCCAAUCGCCGCCUCGUCGCUCUGUACCGAUAACCAGACGAUUCCUCCUUCGUCCGCCAUCGACCGCUCCGCCGUCUCCGUCGCCGAGGCCUUCUCCGAGGACCAGCUCUGGGCAGCCGCUUCUCUCCGCGUUCGCUCCUUCUACGAAUUCAACCCUAGCAGUUAUCGCAUCGAAGAUCACAAAAAGUACUUGACAGAGCGCGAGUUUGAAGCACUAAAAGAGCGGAUUGCUGGGAGGAGGGAAGAGUUUAGAAGAGUUUCUUGCAUAAAUGCUACUGUUCCGUUGUCGCAGAUAUCAAAACUUUCAGAUGAUUUAUGUGCUUCAUGUAAGUUUUCUUCCAAUGGAGAAGAUCGAGUGGUAGUUGGGACCCUUGAUCUUAACCAAUGCAUAAGGCUUCCAGAUGAGAUAGUUGGAAAGAAACCACAGGGUAUUGGAGCUGAUUUUGCAAGAGCGUAUCUGAGCAAUGUGUGUGUGGCGGCAGAAUUGCAUAGACAUGGGUUAGGUUAUGCAGUUAUUGCAAAGUCAAAGUUAGUUGCUCAAGAAUGGGGUAUAUCUGAUCUAUACGUACAUGUAGCCGUUGACAAUGAACCAGCUAAAAAGUUGUACCUAAAGAGUGGUUUUGUCUAUGAAAGUGAUGAACCUGCAUGGCAAGCCAGGUUUCUAGAUCGACCACGGAGGAUUCUUUUAUGGACUGGUCUACCUGGUGUGCAACUAUGAGAUAUCAAGUUAUUCUGCUAUAGUAAAUAAUUUGCCAUGAUUUGAUUUAAUUUAAUUCAAUCUCUGGUUUAAUCUUGAAAUUAUUAACAUAUAUGAAGACGUUCAGUUAUAAAUGUAAAGUAAUGUGUUAUAAGAUUCGUACUGUAAUUGGACGGGAAACAGUUUCUCAUAGAAGAAAGACAAGGUAAUAAUACAAUGCUUCACGU